Molecule: messenger RNA, 6845 nt
Organism: Neodiprion fabricii
Lineage: Eukaryota; Metazoa; Arthropoda; Insecta; Hymenoptera; Diprionidae
Product: RNA cytidine acetyltransferase
Exons: 19
Coding region: 568-3612 (1014 amino acids)
Biological process (GO): rRNA acetylation involved in maturation of SSU-rRNA
Cellular component (GO): 90S preribosome; nucleolus
Molecular function (GO): 18S rRNA cytidine N-acetyltransferase activity; ATP binding; tRNA binding
Source: RefSeq, a predicted model, not a curated record
CAAGAGUGUAAUAAUUAACAGUUAACAAUCUUCUCAUGUCCAAAGCAUCGGAUGGUAUGGGAAUGUACGUAAGUUUCAGCUUAGAUUCCGUGGAGUGGUGAUAAAAAUUUACCUGCUCUGUUGACCAAUGCAACCAAGAACAUAGCAUAAUUGAGGAGUUAACAUAUGUCAACAAGGAGCGGAACUCUUCAAAUAUUCGUGCAUUCUAUCAUCUUGUAAAAUAUGGGGUUCUCUGGGCUGCAAUUUUUCCUGCCGAAGAAAUAUCCUGCCUACUCAAUAAUUCAUCGAUACCCUCAGCGGAUGUAAUGAGCACCUUGCUCACCGCGGACCACGAGCUUCCAGCUGUACGACCAUUUGCUACCAGAGGGCUGGCAACGCUGAUCCCUGAUGCUGCUCAAUGCUGCUGCUCAGUUUUAUUUUCGACUCGUGCCUGCGGUGUGCGUCUGCUUGUGCCGCUCCGCGUGGUUUGUCAACUUAACCUCAAACUUCUACUUGAAUUUAGAAAGUGUGAUACGUAAGGUUUUGAUUUUACAAUAUAACUUGAUUUUGUGAAAAACCUGUAUAAGUAUGGUGCGAAAAAAGAUAGAUAACAGGAUUCGCAUCUUAAUCGAGAAUGGAGUCAAGUUGGGUCACAGAACAAUGUUCGUUGUUGUCGGUGAUAAAGCGCGUGAUCAGGUGGUCAUACUACAUCAUAUGCUGUCAAAGUCGGUGAUCAAAGCACGACCGUCUGUGCUGUGGUGCUAUAAAAAAGAACUGGGUUUCAGCAGCCACCGUAAGAAGCGUAUGAAGUCAUUACAACAAAAGAUAAAAUCUGGGAAGCUGAACGUCAAUGAGGAUGAUCCUUUUGAAUUAUUUGUCGUUUCAACUGACAUCCGCUACUGCUACUAUUCCGAAACACAUAAGAUUUUGGGCAACACAUUUGGCAUGUGUGUUCUCCAGGACUUUGAAGCACUAACUCCAAAUCUGUUGGCUCGUACGAUUGAAACUGUGGAGGGAGGUGGAAUAAUUGUUUUACUCCUACAAUCUCUGAACUCUUUGAAACAGUUAUAUACAAUGACUAUGGAUGUUCAUCAACGUUUUCGCACCGAGGCUCAUCAGGAUGUGGUGUGCAGGUUUAACGAGAGAUUUCUACUUUCUCUUGCAUCUUGCAACCGUUGUCUUGUUGUAGAUGAUCAGCUGAGGGUGCUUCCGAUAUCCUCGCAAAAUUUGAAAAUUGAAACAGUAGAAACCACCAGAGAAUCUGAAGAGCAAAGUGAACUAGACAUAUUGAAAGAUAGCCUUCGUGACACUCAGCCUGUCUCUGCACUUGUUAAUUGCUGUAAGACUGUUGACCAGGCUAAGGCAUUGCUCACAUUUAUUGAAACAAUAUCUGAAAAAACACUUCGAUCUACUGUUUCUCUAACCGCUGCCAGAGGACGUGGAAAGUCCGCAACAAUGGGUCUUGCUGUUGCUGCAGCUGUAGCAUUUGGCUACUCUAACAUAUAUGUUUCUAGUCCGAGCCCAGAGAAUUUGAAUACAUUCUUUGAUUUUGUUUUUAAAGGAUUUGACGCUUUGGCAUAUCAGGAACAUUUAGAUUAUGGACUUGUACAGUCAACUAAUCCAGAAUUCAAUAAAGCAACUGUUCGGGUAAACAUUUUCAGAGACCAUCGACAAACCAUUCAGUAUAUUUAUCCAACCGAUGUACAGAAACUAAGUCAAGCAGAGUUGCUUGUAAUUGAUGAAGCAGCAGCGAUACCGUUGCCUUAUGUCAAGGCCAUGCUAGGGCCUUACUUGGUAUUUCUUGCUUCCACAAUAAAUGGGUACGAAGGUACUGGACGAUCUUUAUCCUUGAAACUGUUGCAACAAUUGAGAAGCCAAACGUCGGGAUCAAAUAAACAUGACAAGAGUUUCCAGUCUAGUAAAGAUACUCAGACAGUUGGAAGACAGUUGCAUGAACUUACACUUGAAGAAUCUAUCAGAUACAAGUCUGGUGAUUCUGUUGAGCAGUGGCUCACUGAACUACUUUGUCUUGAUGCAAUGACGCAAGCUCCUAUUCUUUCUGGCUGUCCACCUCCUGAUACUUGUCAAUUGUAUUACAUCAACAGGGACACUUUAUUCUGCUACCACAAAGCUUCGGAAAUGUUUUUGCAAAGGUUGGUUGCAUUGUACGUCGCUUCACAUUAUAAAAAUAGCCCAAAUGACCUGCAAAUGAUGUCGGAUGCUCCAGCACACCAUUUGUUCUGCUUGUUGGGACCUGUUGACCCAAACAAAAAAGCAUUGCCUGAAAUAUUAGUAGUAAUUCAGUUAUGCUUAGAAGGUCAAGUCAGCAAAUCUACGGUUGCAGAUGGUCUUGGAAGAGGACGGAGAGCUGCUGGUGAUCUUAUUCCGUGGACUAUUGCUCAGCAGUAUCAAGAUCAGGACUUUCCUACACUUGCAGGAGCGCGAAUUGUCAGAAUUGCAACACACCCUGAUUAUCAAGCGAUGGGAUAUGGCACCCGAGCAUUGCAACUUUUGAAACAAUAUUAUGAAAUGAAAAUACCGAACAUUGAUGAAAAGGUCGAAGAACCAAUUACAGAAAUCUCACACGUCCAGGUUGAUGAAGUAUCUUUACUCAAAGAAACUGUUGAACCUCGCAACUCGUUACCACCUUUGCUGCUGAAAUUGAGCGAGAGACGCCCUGAGCCUCUGGAUUACAUCGGCGUAUCAUUUGGCCUCACUGAACCACUUCUCAAAUUCUGGAAGAGAGCCAAUUUUGUUCCCGUUUACUUACGGCAAACAACAAACGACUUGACUGGAGAGCAUUCUUGUAUUUUGUUGUGCAAACUGGGAAGUGAUCAGGAAGAAACCAGUAAUUGGAUAGAGGCAUAUUCUAAGGAUUUCCGUCGUCGAUUUAUAUCACUUCUCUCAUUCUCGUUCAGCUCAUUCUCUCCAUCUCUUGCACUUAGUGUUCUCAUAAAUAAGGCUAUUCCAGUUUCUCAAAUUACCCUAGAAAAAGAUACAUUGGACAUGUAUUUCACAACAUACGACGUGAAGCGCCUAGAAAUGUACAGUAAUAAUAUGGCUGAUUAUCAUCUAGUCAUGGAUUUGUUACCAUCUCUAGCCAGACUCUAUUUUCUCCACUUGAUGGGUGACGUUCAUUUCUCACCAGUUCAGUCUGCAAUUCUACUUGGAUUAGGCUUGCAGCAUAAAACCGUUGACAAAUUGGUAGAAGAGCUGGGCCUUCCUUCGUCUCAGCUAUUGGGUUUGUUCAACCGUGUCAUUCGGAGAUCGGUGCAGUACUUGAACAGUGUGGUGGAAAACUUUAUUGAAAAUAAAAUGAUGAAUAAAAUAACAACUAAUACUGGAGUAAAUAUGAACCCUAUGGGUGGAAAAAGUAUGCACGAUGAACUGGAGGAUGCAGCUAAGGAACUGAAAGUUAAACAAAAAGCUGAACUAGACAGGUUGAAAAGAGAGAAUCUAAGUCAGUAUGCUAUAAAAGGUUCAGAAACGGAUUGGGAAAGUGCUCUUUCUGGGAAAAGUAGUCGUGCAAGUCUCAUUUCUGUUAAAACUGCAGACAAAAGAAUAGUUGACGAUGAUUCCAAGGAUUUUGCAAAAAGCGGGCAGAAGAAAAAGAAGAAACGCUUCUCUAAGUAAUACUUCUCGAAUUAUAAGAAAUUACAGAUGUGCAGUGCAUGUAUAUUGAUGAACAUAAAGACACUCCCUCAACCUUUUUCAAAUUCUUUAUUGCGCCAAUACGUAUUAACAAUAUCAUAACAUAGAUAGCAGAAUGUAACUAUUCAAAAUAAUUAUUAUCAACAAUGUACUUUAUACAUUGGCAAAUCAAGUUUCUUUCAUGUUGUAUUGAUCGGGACAAAAGCUUGUUGAGUAAUCGAUUUUUGUUUGUGUUCAAUAUCCCUUGUGCAGUGUGAUUUUUGUUUUGAUGAAACCUUUGAUUGUUACGUUCAUUUUUAUAUUUGUUAUUGUUUUGCCUUGUCUUUUCAAAAUGUUCGAACCUAUGUCUGCUGUCAUUAUUUCUCGUUGUAGAUUUAUCAUUAAUGUGACAGUCAUCAUCUGGGUUUGUUAAGGCUGGAACGCUUACAGGAAUGUUAGUAUCAACUUUUAUUUUUUUAAAAGGAACUUCCUCAGGUCCAUCAUCUGUGGAAGCAAAAUAGCUACUAUAAGAACAAUGGCAAGGUAACAUUAGAUAAAAGAUUUUUAAAAUAUCGUGAAAAUUCUAGAGUUAUCUAAUAAGAUAAAAUAUAAACAUUACAGCAUACUGUAUUACGUAAACUUACCUUCGUCAGAAUCUGUGCCAUAAUCUGCUACCAGACUCAACGAAAAAUUUUUAUUUGCCUCGAGGUUCAUGGUUAGAUCCACUUCAUCACCACCAGAAAUGUGCCCUGUACUUCUUAUGUCCACUUCAUUGUCUGAAUCCUCAAUCAGAGAAUACUCUUCAUCACUCGUCGAUUGCCGUAAGUUUACUUAAACAUCAAGAUUUACAGUAUGUUCAUAAUUCAGUGUAUGAUUUUCUAAAAUUGAAAUUAUACGCAUUUUCCUUGAAAACUUUAAUAUCUUCAUCAAAACUAUGACUUACAAGUGCCUGGAAACAUUUGCAAGCCUCUAUAAAGCUGCGAUUCCAUAGCCUUUGCAGGUACAGGUAAGGCACGUGGUCGUCUACGAGUUUUGCGUCUUGUAACUUUCUUUGUUUCAUUCUUAUGAAUUCUAUUGAUUUCUGUUAUUGAUUUCUUCUCUCUAAUUACUUCAUACCGCUUUUGUUUCUCCAACGCUUCAGCUGCUAGAUGUUUUAUGUUUGCUUUUGUUGGGUAUCGCCUGAAAUCAUAAUUAUGUUUAUGAAAUUUGAUAGUAUCAAGGUUAAGAGAUUAUGUAUCAUUCAAUAUUUGAACAAUAAAUAUUCAAUGUAGCUACCGUUUGCGUUCUGCUAUCCAGUUUUGGAUAUCUUCUGGUGUAGAUAGAUUCUUCAUUCUAUGAUAAAGGCCUGUAGUGUGUUGCAUGCUGAUGUGUUUUUCAACGAGCUUUGGAUGCGCUGAAAAGACACAAUCGUCUAUUCCACAAACUCGAUGUUCCCCCAUGUGCCGAGCAAGGGAUUCCUCUGAUGGGAACUCCCUGUCACAUACCUCACAGUAAUACUCGUGUUCUUCUUCAGAGCUCUGAUAAUUUUCAUCUCUUUCAUCAUAAGCAGAUGUGUCAGCUGAGUAGAGGGUUGCCUAAAAUUCAUAACUUGAAAAAAUUAUUCUCAUUUAGUAAAUCCUUAGGCGAAUUAAAGUGCACUUGGAGUAUAGUACUGACAGAAUCCCCCGAAAUGUGAAAUUGCCUUAGAGUAAACAGGCUCAAGUAACUUCUCUUUGAUGUAAUGGCAGAUGACUCAGUUAUAAAAAAAUGAAAAGAUCUAGCAGUUCUGUAAUCGCACUAUAUUUCAGUAAGUAUUUCUAAGAGCUUCAGAGGUACAAAUAUCUACAUGAACUUUAAGUGAUUCGAAAAGCAUACCUAAUUUAUUUUUUUUUAUUUACACAGGACUGUAUUCAUUGCUUCAAAGUAAAAAUUUGUGUUCUUUAUUUGAGCUCAGAUAAUUGUCUACAGUAUGUAUUAACUGUAACAAUAUGCUUACCAUUGAAUGAGUCAUUUAAUUCUUUUAUCUGGUAGGCUCAUAUUAUUUGUUUCUGAAUGAUGCAAAACUUCAUAAAAUAAGUUACGUAUAAUGCUUAGAGGAGCAAUACCAAUAAGUUGAGCGGUCAGUAUACAGUAGUUACAAUAGAAAUUCAAUAUUUUACCAGCAAUCAAAUACUGCGAUUAAAAAGAGAAUUACAAAAAUAACAAAGUGUUUGUCGCACUUUUAAAGAAUCUUUUUUUUUUUAUUGUACCAAAAAGUACUUUAUCUUCAGCACAGCGAAGGUUAUUAUUCUUGCAAAGAUUAGACAUGCAUAACUGAUUCUUACUGUUGUAUUAAUAAUGUUGAACACAGUAUGUUUUGCAAGAAACUUAAAAUACGAUUAUAUUAGUGGAUUAUUAUAUCAGAUCAGGUAAAUUUACAAUACGUGUUGUUCAAAAAACUAUGGUAUCUUUUGAAACCUCAGAAUAUUAUAAGCAAAAGAUUGGCUACCCAAUAUUAUACUGUGGUAAAUUAUAUAUUUGGUAUUUCAGAAACAGAAUGCUCCUACUUGGGCAAUGUGUGUGUAAAAAUUAUCCAAGUUUUAUAGUAGUGUCUACAUACAAUGUUGAUUGUCAUUAAAGUAAAUUGUUUCAUUUAACAACAAUAAGUGUACUACUUGUUAGAUGUGCCGAAGAGAAACUUCUUGUGCAGCACUUUCAAUUUGUGGAUAAUACAGAGUCAAAAGGAACAACAUGAUUACAAGUUAUAGAAAUAUUUAUUCUUACAUUAUGUUUUUUUAAUACAAAUUUCCUUUCGCUAUUUAUCAUUUGCUUGAAUAAUAUUGGGCCAGUACAAACAGUGAAUUCGAAACACUUUCCAACUGCAAUUGAUAAAUUAAAUACUACAUUCAAAUAAAAGCUACAUGAAAUAAAUUUACAUACAUUACAGUGCUAAAAGCUAUCUAAAUGAAAUAACUGCAGGCAAUUCAUUUAAUCUAGAGUAAUACCCAAAAAUCUAAAUAAUUAAAUCACAAAAACAGAAUCCCCUCAGAAAUUAAUUUUACUAUGUAAUAUCAAUAAAUAUAGCUUGGAGCACUGUAUACUGGCCGCAGAGCAAUUUAGGAGCAUAUUAAUUCAAAAGAAAAAUUGUCUAAAGGCCAGUGUAACUUUGAUCGUUACAUAUAUAGGUAUCUUAGUAAAGUCUUAUGCAUUUCCUUUAAGCAAGAGGUGUAAGAAAAACGUAAACAGGGUUUUAACCAAUACACUAGAUGCUAAUCAAA